Helobdella robusta is the source of this 405-nucleotide messenger RNA. RefSeq lists its product as hypothetical. The record is from RefSeq and is a predicted model, not a curated record. The transcript is spliced from 2 exons. NCBI's taxonomy places the organism in Eukaryota, Metazoa, Annelida, Clitellata, Rhynchobdellida, Glossiphoniidae. Bases 1 to 405 code for a protein of 134 amino acids.
AUGGUGCAAUGUUGUUCUGACUCUUGUUGUUUUGUGUUGGUUGUGCGAAAGCCGACCAGACUCGACGGCCUAGUGAAAACAGGCCAGGGUUGUGCGAAAGCCGACCGACUGACAGACAGGCCCAGUGAAAACAGGCCCUUGGUCGUGCGAAAGCCGAUCAGACUCGACGGCCCAGUGAAAACAGGCCAGGGUUGUGCGAAAGCCGACCGACUGACUGACAGGCCCAGUGAAAACAGGCCCUUGGUCGUGCGAAAGCCGAUCAGACUCGACGGCCCAGUGAAAACAGGCCAGGGUUGUGCAAAAGCCGACCGACUGACUGACAGGCCCAGUGAAAACAGGCCUUGGAUUCUGUGGAAACGAAUCAGCCUCGUUGUUUUGUUUAUGUUGUGCUAUUUGUGGACCUAG